This is a messenger RNA of Cynara cardunculus var. scolymus (artichoke), 1393 nucleotides long. Its product is annotated as SAGA-associated factor 29 homolog A. Lineage: Eukaryota; Viridiplantae; Streptophyta; Magnoliopsida; Asterales; Asteraceae. The record is from RefSeq and is a predicted model, not a curated record. The transcript has 10 exons. Gene Ontology annotation, cellular component: SAGA complex. Bases 331 to 1137 code for a protein of 268 amino acids.
GUGAUCAUCAUUAAUUUGAUCAUAUGAAAUCAAAAAUCAUACGCCUUCAAAUCGUCAUAAAUUUUGCAACUCCGCCUACAAAUACCCCUUAAAUUCGUUUGCUUUCUCCAAGUUAACAGGAAAAAGGGGGAAUUUUGGGUUUCUGUCGUCUCUUACUUCGCUUCCCCGCGAAAACACGAUCGAUCUUUAUCGCUUCCAAACCUUGAAUAAUUGUUUAAGAGAAGCUCACGAACGCAGAGGAUUUUAGCUACGAUUCCACAAUUUUACUGUUCUCAACACAAUCAAGGAUCUUGAGAAGAGCUCAGUCAUUUGUAACAUUGGAGGAGAAAUAUGUCCUCGCCGGAUAUUGCUGCAAUCUUAGAUCAGUCAAAGGAGCUUGAUCGUUUAAGGAAAGAUCAGGAGGAGAUUCUCCUCGAGAUCAACAAGAUGCACAAGAAGCUACAGUCAACUCCUGAGGUGGUUGAGAAGCCCGGUGAUAAUUCACUUUCAAGGCUUAAGAUGCUUUACAUCCAGGCAAAAGAUCUUUCAGAAAGUGAAGUAGCUGUUUCCAGUCAGUUGCUAAGUCAGUUGGAUGCUCUGAUACCCUCUGGGCCACCUGGGCAACAGCGAAGAAGGAUGGAAGGUAAUGAACAGAAGAAGAAAAGAAUGAAAGCUGAUCCUGAUGUGCCAAGGCUUUCUCCUUCUGUUCGUAACCACCUUGAUAUUCUUGCAAGCUUAAAGGGAGAACAAGUUGCUGCUAGGGUUACACAGGAGAAUGCAGACAAAGAUGAAUGGUUCAUUGUCAAAGUAAUUCACUUUGAAAGGGAAACAAGAGAAUUUGAAGUUCUUGAUGAGGAACCCGGCGACGAUGAAGAACCAGCCGGCCAGAGGAAGUACAAGUUGCCUAUGUCACAUAUUAUACCUUUCCCUAAACGAAAUGAUCCAUCCACUGCUCAAGAUUUUCCUCCUGGAAAACACGUAUUGGCAGUUUAUCCUGGAACAACUGCGCUGUAUAAAGCAACUGUCGUGAAUACUCGCAAGAGGAAAACUGACGAUUAUGUUCUGGAAUUUGACGAUGACGAGGAAGACGGAUCGUUGCCUCAGAGGCAUGUGCCUUUCCACAAGGUAGUUGCCCUUCCAGAAGGGCAUCGCCAGUGAAGUACAAAGAUCGGUUUCAUACUUGUUAUAUGAAGUUAUUGAGGUCCCUUGAGGUUGUAUUUGAACUCUUUUAUCGUGUCUUGUAAUAUAACUGUUUAUCGUAGCCUUUUUUUGGACUCGAAAGUUCUUUUAAAUCGAUAAUUGGUGUGUAAAGUGAGAAACUAGAUUUUCAUUAAGUCUUGUAUGGAUAAAGUUGUCUGUGUGAAUUAAUAUGUCAUGAGCAAAAUUUGUUGCAAUUUCAUUUCCGGAUUCACGA